AUGCACAUUUGCUGCAAACGUAACGUGUUUUACAGGAGUGGGGGGUGGGGUGAGGGAGGGGCAAGGAUCCCCAGAGCGUUCUCCAUUGCGCGAGCGCGCGAUGGAGAACGAUCAACUCCUCGUGCGAACAGCGAUCGGGCAGGCCAAGGCGCUGAGGACACACUCAAGCAUAGAACAUUUGAUCUGAGCAGUCAAAGAUGUUUUACCUCUGAGGCCAAAUGGCACGACAGCAGGCCCAAGUGCCCGGUGCUUGGGGGCACUGCUGCCGGGUGCACCACAGCGCUGUCGGCCUCUGACAAUCCGCGACCUGGCACCAUGUGA
This is a messenger RNA of Auxenochlorella protothecoides, 321 nucleotides long. RefSeq lists its product as hypothetical. The record is from RefSeq and is a predicted model, not a curated record. NCBI's taxonomy places the organism in Eukaryota, Viridiplantae, Chlorophyta, Trebouxiophyceae, Chlorellales, Chlorellaceae. Bases 1 to 321 code for a protein of 106 amino acids. The transcript has a single exon.